Molecule: messenger RNA, 1941 nt
Organism: Parnassius mnemosyne (clouded apollo)
Lineage: Eukaryota; Metazoa; Arthropoda; Insecta; Lepidoptera; Papilionidae
Source: the annotation of a GenBank genome assembly
AUGGAAACUUCCAAAGUUUGGAAAUAUUUCAAGAAAAAUAAGGACGCCUCAAAUGCGCAAUGUCUAAAAUGUCCUAAAACCAUAGCCUGUAAAGGAUCAAACACAAGCGGACUAGUGAGGCAUUUAGCUCAUGUACACAAAAUUGAUGUAAGAUCCACCGAGGUUAAAAUGGACACAGAAGAAGCAUCUACCAGUUCGUCUAGUUCCGGGGUGACGGCACCAAAAAAAUUAAGAAGUGAUUUUGAAACUAUGCACGUACAGCAAACACUGAAAUUUGACGUUCAACCCAGAAAAUCGUUAGGUGAAAUUUUAGCUAAACUUUCAGCCCAAGAUGGUUUUACUAUAAGAGGCAUUUCUAAAAGUGAAUUUAUCCGUGAAUCACUUGCUGCCAAGGGGUAUAAACUUCCAAAGACCCAAACCGAAGUUAUGAACCUAAUAUUGAAGUUUUAUGAUGAAAAGGAGAAAGAGAUGAUAAAAGAGCUUUCUCAGCUUUGCAAAUCACCAUCAGGAAACCGGCUAAGUGUGACAAUUGACGAGUGGACGAGCAUACGAAACAGACGAUAUUUUAGCGUCUGUGUUCAUACAGCAGAGGCAAAAGUUUACAAUUUGGGGCUAGUUUACAUACCCGGAAAAUGCGGUGCCGCAGAGGUUAGAGAAAUAGUAGAGGAGCGUUUGAAAUACUUUGGGGUAAACUUCGAGCAUUAUGUCUUGGCCGUAACAAGCGACGGGCCAAAUGUUAUGAAAAAAUUUGGCAGAGAGAGCCCCUGUGAGAUGGUCCUCUGUGUAAACCAUGCCAUCCAUUUGGCUAUUCUUGAUACCUUUUGCAAAAAAAAAACAGUAACUACAGUUGCUAGAAGAAACACACCUGUUAGCGACGAUGAACACAGCAGCUCUGAUGAAGCCAGCACUGAUAACGAUGACGAAGAAUCUGAUGAUGAAUCUAUAUUGCAGCCUAUUGACGACAUAAACAAAGUGCUAAAUGAGACCCGUUCGAUCAUAAGAUUUUUCAGAAAGAGUCCCCUUAGAAAUAUCACACUACAAAAACAUGUGAAGACUGAAUUCGGGGCCGAACUAGUCUUAUUACAGGAUGUCAGAACUAGGUGGAAUUCAAUGCUAACAAUGAUUGAGCGUUUCUUGAAGUUAAAAAAUUCCAUUAAAAAAGCCUUGAUUGAUUUAGAUAGCUCAUUUAAAUGGAAGGAGGAAAAUAUUCCUAUACUACAAAAAUUGCGGUUGAUAUUGACGCCAACUAAACUUGCAGUUGAAGCAUUGAGCAGACAAGAUGCCAAUUUACUAACUGCAGAGGCUAUAACAGAUGUGUUGCUAAAACAAUUAGAAAGUAUCGACGACCCUUUGGCUCUUCAGUUAGUAGAAUCUCUUAAAAUGAAAAUAUCAGAUCGUCGGAAUACACCUCUAAUAUCGCUGCUACGCUACCUAAACAGCCCCGAUAAUUUUAUUCUCAAAAAGAGUGCUUAUUUUACCGAUAAUAGCAAGACAUUUUUAAUUGGAUACGCUGAAGACUUAUUCAAUCGUCUAUACCCCACUGUUCCCACUACUACAGAACCUUCGACAGGAAAUAAUUCAGAAGUUGUCGAAGCAGGCGUAAGCGAAUCAGAAACUGAACAAGACAGCUUUGCAGCUCAAUUAGAGAGAGCAAUAAAAGGUGUUUCGAGAAAUGGUGAAUCAACUAAUGCUGUGGUGCUUUCCAAAUCAAUUAUAAAAAAAGAGUUUUUGCUAUUUGAAAAAACAGGCAAGAGGACCCCUAAUCUGGAAACACUAUACAAAGCAUUAAUUUCAGUCAAGCCGACUUCAACAGAAAAUGAAAGGGUAUUUUCCAUAUCGGGAAAUGUGGUCAGUAAGAUUAGGAGCCGGCUGUCUGAUAAAUCUAUUAAUGCUUUGGUUUAUCUUAAGGCAUAUUUCAUAAGAAUUAAUAAGCAGGCUUAA